AGCCGUUCGAGUUGGGGAUAUGAAACUCUUCGGUCCUGUUAGGGACAAUUAAAUCGCUUUAUGUGAUCAUUGCAGGCGUCUUCGUGUCGAUUUCUUUGCUCGGGCGCAGUUGGUCACAGUCUAUUUGAUGGCAAUAGCAGCAGCCACUAUGGUGUGUGGCUGGUAUCUGGUCCUCGUACUCACAGCGUGCCGGGGAUCAGCUCUUAGAACCGGGAUUCGGAGUCUUGCCUCCAAUCCCAGCUGGCACGCGGGUGAUUGCCUUCUUCAGGAGCCGACGAGUGCCGCUCCAGCAGCACCGCAGGAAGAGCGGCAGAUAGAGUAUUCGCCGUUUGUAAACGGUUCCAUCACGCGCGUGACGUUGCAUACUCCCCGGGCGAAUGCGACGGCGGGGAAAGAUUGCCGUUCAGUAAUUACGGACCUGGUGGUCGGUUCGGAUGAAUUGUAUUAUAUCCUGCACCAGUACUGCCGAGUGGAUGGUACUCUCGAGGAUCGGGCGUUGUCGAUUAGGAGACUGAACUUAUCGCAGGUGCAGGACGGCAACGGUCCGAGCCCGCAGGAGGACGACUCCUUGAUAAGUUACAUGUGGCCAUACGGGCAGCCGAACGGGACAAUAAUCCGCGAACCAGCGGAUUUUGGAGAUGCUCACGUGACAGGAAUGGGUCUGUCGAAAGAUGGGAUGCAUCUCGUCUUGAGCGUAACCAAUGGAGACCCAAAAGUAACGCGGGGCAAUGGAACCAUAUCUGGUGACCAAAAUCGCUCCAGGUUCACAUCUUUGUCGCUCGCUGACGGCUAUCGGUCGUCCUCCGACCCUUUGAGCACAUUGGUCCAGGCGUGGACGUUAGAGUCUAACAAGGGUUUUCUUUACUAUUUGCAAUCUGAUUCCGUAUUAAUUAACGUCACCGUUAAUCAUGUCGGGCUUCCAAACGGCCCUCUGAACCAGCUGUCCCGUUUGGACAUCCAAACGGGUAUCGAUCCUGACGAGGAGUUCCAACCUGGAAGCCUUCUCUCUGACGGCAGUUGCCUUUACUCCGUGACUUCUAACGACGGGUUGUUCGGGAGGAAGCUUGGGGAUGGACAUUUCGACCACUGUACAUUUGCAGCCCCUUCCGUUCCUUUCCUGGGGAAAGAGAUGGACGUGGUUGCAACGGCUCAAGGGUGUCACGUGUUCACGGCCGCAGACAACACAGUUGCGGUCUUCAAACUCAUGGGGCCCUGCAGUAGUCUCAAAGAAAAGCGGGUACUCCCACAUUAUUUCGGAGAAGCAGAUGUUACGGCAUUGGCACUCGGUAACUACAGCGACGGCUUAAGCCUUUAUGUUGGAACCAGCGACGGCAGCGUGUAUCACAUUCCGCUGAACGGGUCGGAACUGAGCCGUUGUGGAAACGAACCGUACAGCGACAGAGAUUCCAGCGACAGAUAUUUCCGUUUAAUGUUCUUUCCUUUUAAGCCUCCGUCAGAUCUCUCAAGCAUGAUCGUUAUAAAUAGUCUGUCCACCCUAGGGGGUACUACAUACGACCUAGUCAUCAUCUUUCUAUAUUCUCCUCCGAUUUUUAUAGCAAUAGCAAUAAUAAGGUGCACCGUGUUUUGCGUUCGCGGUUUUGUAAAGCGUCGACUCGGAGCUCUGGAACAGGCCAGUAAUAACCAUGCGGUUACCGGCCGGCCGAUGACUUCAUCCGUACAGGACUGCACUCCCAUGAACGGGUCGGAACUGAGCCGUUGUGGAAACGAACCGUACACCGGACGUGUCCUCUGCGACGGAUAUCCCAGCGACGGAUAUUCACGUUCACUGAAGUUUUUUCAGGACAUUUUGUUUCCGUCAGGACUCGCAGGCAUGAUGUAUUUCAAUUUUACUAUUUUACCCUACUUGACUGAUAUUCCAUUCGACGGACCCUACGUAUUUGGAUAUACGGCUCUGAUAAUACUCGGACACGUGGUAGCAGUUUGCAUCGCGCGUAGCGUUCGCGGUUUUCUAGAGCGUCGACGUCCUGCUCUGGAACAGUUUGGUUGGAAACUGCUGUCGGAUUGCACGGAGAAUUUUACCAAGACCUAUCGCAUCGGGGACCAAGGGGCAUUCGGGAAAGUAUACAGGGGCUUGCUCGACGGCAAGGACGUGGCAAUCAAGGUGAUGCCCGGGCAGCUGACGGACGUGAAACGGAACCAGUUCGUGGCGGAGGUGACCACUCUCAGUGCAGUUAAUCACGUCAAUCUCGUCCAGCUCACUGGUUACUGCCAGGAGGGCAACGAGUGCAUCUUGGUGUACCCAGGAUUCUCCUCCGCCGCUCACCGUGAGCGCAUGAGCAUUGGCUUCCAGAUUGCAAGGGGGCUCCAGUACCUACACGAUGAUGCCAAGCCUCCCAUCAUUCAUCGGGACAUCAAGAGCAGCGACGUCCUGCUUGGCGAUGGCUGUGGGGACAAACUUUACGUAGUCCUGGCUGAUUCCGGACUGGCGGCCAUCGGGAAGAGAGUGCUGGACACAGGACACGACCAUGUUGUGAUCACAUCCCACAUUGGUAGCACCUCUGGGUACAUGUCACCGAAGUACAUGCUGAGGGGCGAGCUGCCUGAGAAGAAUGAUAUGGCGGGAGACUCUACGAGGCAGAUGGUGAUGAACACUUUCAGACUGGCGUGGGAAUGUGUCCAUGAGGACUUUGGGUCAAGGCCGGCAAUGCGAGCUAUUGUGCAGCGCUUCCACAGCAUGCUUCUCGAUGUAGGAUGGGACUUCUUGAUCAGAACAAUGGACAUGGAGUACCUUCUGGCGAUGUCAGAGGCAGAGGAUGCCAUCUGCAAGGACGAUGAUGCUGAGUCGCAAGAGCAUCACGAAGUGCUCCUAGAGUGAGGGAAAGGAUGAGAACUGUAAAAUUCAAUACUCUUUUUUUAAUAUAUAUAUACAUAUAUAUAUAUAUAUAUGACUUCAUUUGUGUCUCAGCGAGGGAUAGCCACUGGCAUUGUAGUAUUAGGUAGAAUUCUAGCUCCUGACCUGCUUAUUAACUGUUACAUGGAAGGUGUUCAAAUCUUUCACGUGCUGGCAGGUAAAAGUCACUUUGCGGGCCAAGAGCUGAAGUUGGUAAUAUUUGGAUGUGUGGAACAUUCAUUAGAUUCAGCGAAAGGUAUUUUAGAGCAAGACCGGGUAUGCGCUGGACGUCUUGCCAUCAUUGGCUGUCGCAGAAGUGUAAAAGUGUUACGGCACUGUAGCAUUGGGCUUGUAGUAGUUGUCAACUUGUCACCAACUCCACAUUCUGGUAUUGAAUCUUCUCAAUUUAAACGACAGACUUUAAUAGUUUUGAAGUAAUUGCGACGGCCAGAGAUCAUCUCACAAAUCAAAGAGUUUCAAAAAAAUAAAAAAAAUAAAAAAAAAUCAAAGAGUUAAGAAAUC
Molecule: messenger RNA, 3373 nt
Organism: Chara braunii
Lineage: Eukaryota; Viridiplantae; Streptophyta; Charophyceae; Charales; Characeae
Source: the annotation of a GenBank genome assembly